AUAAAUUUAAAAACACAAACAUUCAAAAAUGGAUUUUUAGAUGCAUUUUGUUAUAUGAAUUUCCAAGGUCAAUUUUUUUACAACUGCAUUCGACCCUACAAUAUACAAAGAACUGGUUUGGCCAAGCAAAGGAACAAGUUAAAGGAACAAAUUAGAUGAUCAUUUACGAAAAUCAAAGAUUUAUAUGUUCCAUCUACAUAUAUCGAAGUGGUUGUAGUAAAUACAUGCGAGCUGCUUAAUCAUCCAGAUAAACUUUUAUCAAGUUAAUCCUUUAGUUCUUUAUAAUUCAUAAAAUAUCUGUAUAGCUUUUAAAGAUAAAGUACUUGUAAGUAAAGAUUUCAACAUGGCAAACAGUCCGAAAGUCAAUAAUUCAAUAAACCACGAACAAAGUUCAGUUUCUUCCUUAUCGGAACAGAAAGAAACCAUUAUGAUACGAACUAAUUUUUCAAAAAAUUCAACAUUUAAAAUUAAUACUGAAAAUGAAGAAGACUUCAAUAAUCAAUUGGAAAAGGAAUUUAGUACAAAGGAUUGUAAUAACUCAUCAGAAAUGAACGUAACCGGUGAACUUCAUUUUAAGCAUAAAACCUCAUAUGUAGAAACUUUGAUGCACCUUUUUAAAGGAAAUGUUGGAACUGGUAUUUUCGCAAUGGGUGACGCUUUUCGUAAUGGGGGCCUUUUAGUUUCCCCGUGUUUAACCAUUUUCUUGGGAUUAAUUUGUACAUAUAAUAUGCAUAUUUUGAUUAAUUGUUCAAGGCAUAUCCAGGAGAAGUGUAAAUUGAACACUUCUUUAGAUUACGCAGAAACAGUUGCAAAAUGUUUUGAAAAUGGUCCUCAUAAACUUCAAAAAUACUCAAAAUUUAUGCAUCAACUUGUAAACUUGUUUCUCUGUAUAACUCAGCUAGGGUUUUGUUGUGUUUAUUUUGUUUUUGUCGGAUCAAAUGUUCAACAAAUUUUCGAGUAUUUUGGAAUCUAUCUUUCUGUUCAAAUAUUAAUGCUCAUAUUUUUAAUUCCAAUAUGGAUACCGUGCCUCAUAACAAAUUUAAAAUAUCUUGUACCUUUUUCAACAGUUGCAAACGUUUGCAUGAUCAGUGGCUUAGCGUUUGUCAUAUUUUACUCAGUACAAGAUUUACCGAGUGUGAAAGAUAGGGAGCUUUUUUCUUCGUAUGAGCAACUUCCUUUAUUUUUUGGAACAGCUAUAUUUGCUUUUGAGGGAAUAGGUUUAGUCCUGCCCCUAAAAAAUCAAAUGAAAAAACAAGAAAACUUCGAUCGUCUUUGGGGAGUUCUUAACAUUGGCAUGGUUUGUGUAAUAUCCAUGUAUACAGGAAUAGGUUUUUUAGGUUAUUUAAAAUAUGGAGAUGAUACUGCUGGUAGUUUGACUUUAAAUUUACCAAAAAAUGAAAUUCUUUCACUUCUUGUUAAAUCAUCUAUUUCUGCGGCCAUCAUGUUAACAUAUCCGUUGCAAUUUUUUAUUGCAAUACAAAUAAUGUGGCCAACAGUUGUAAAAUACUGCAGUAUUUCAAAACAUUUGAUUUUUAAAGAGAUGGCGUUCAGAACUACAUUUGUAUUAUUGACAUUUUGUAUUGCUGAAGCCGUGCCAAAUUUAGGAAUGUUUAUCUCUUUGGUUGGAGCUCUUUGUGGUGCAGGUUUGGCUUUAGUUUUUCCCCCUGUGUGCGAAUUCGUAAUCGCUUAUUCACGCCAACAAAAAGGACUAUCAUUAUCAAAGUUUGUAAUAAAUUUGAUGAUUCUUUUGGUUGGAAUGUUGGGAUUUGCUACUGGUACUUAUGAAAGUCUCAGAGGAAUCUUUAAUGAGUUUUCAGCAAAAUAAUUCGAUACAAUAAUAACAAGAUAAAUUUAAAUAUUUUUAUAAAUGUGUAAAUAAGUGGUGUGUAAUA
Messenger RNA from Culicoides brevitarsis, 1892 nucleotides. Its product is annotated as proton-coupled amino acid transporter-like protein CG1139. Gene Ontology annotation, molecular function: L-amino acid transmembrane transporter activity. The transcript has 5 exons. Lineage: Eukaryota; Metazoa; Arthropoda; Insecta; Diptera; Ceratopogonidae. The record is from RefSeq and is a predicted model, not a curated record. Bases 344 to 1825 code for a protein of 493 amino acids. Gene Ontology annotation, biological process: amino acid transmembrane transport.